This is a messenger RNA of Galendromus occidentalis (western predatory mite), 1107 nucleotides long. It is a transcript of the gene dbe, whose product is annotated as KRR1 small subunit processome component homolog dbe. The coding region runs from base 133 to 975 and encodes 280 amino acids. The record is from RefSeq and is a predicted model, not a curated record. Gene Ontology annotation, molecular function: RNA binding. Gene Ontology annotation, cellular component: nucleolus; small-subunit processome. The transcript has 5 exons. NCBI's taxonomy places the organism in Eukaryota, Metazoa, Arthropoda, Arachnida, Mesostigmata, Phytoseiidae.
AUUGAUCUCUCGAUCUGUAGUUCAGCGCUCGCAUUAUUCGAACCCACGGAGGCGAACUGACCUCUCGCUCGGAGCUCACUUCUUCAGAGACGAUUUUCCUUCCGUGUUCAAGCCCUGUUGAAGAACCCGAGAAUGGCCUCCGGUGGGGAAAGCUCAAAGGUGCCGGAAGAUGCCGAUCCAUGGAAAGUUCCAGAUUUCACAAAAGAUGACAACCCGAGCGGAGUCGUAUGUGAAUCAUCAUUCGCCAUGCUCUUCCCGAAAUACCGUGAAAAGUAUCUGAAAGAAGUCUGGCCCCUCGUGAAGAAGACUUUGGGAGAGCAUGGAGUGGAAGCAGAGCUCGACGUGAUAGAAGGCAGUAUGAUCGUCAAGACGACCAAGCAAAUGUGGGAUCCGUACAUAAUCAUUAAAGCUCGUGAUCUGAUCAAAUUGCUGUCUCGGAGCGUUCCCUUCGAGCAGGCCGCGCGGAUCCUCGAGGAUGACAUUGCUUGCGACAUCAUAAAGAUCGGGGGAAUGGUCCGGAGGAAAGAUCGAUUCGUCAAAAGACGACAGAGACUGGUCGGACCGAACGGCGCUACGCUGAAAGCGAUGGAAAUUCUCACAGAUUGCUACGUACUCGUGCAGGGUAACACCGUAUCGACGCUCGGACCGUACCGCGGUCUGAAACAAGUCCGGAAAAUCGUUGAGGAUUGCAUGAAUAACAUACAUCCCAUCUAUCACAUCAAGACGAUGAUGAUUAAGAGGGAGUUGGCGAAAGAUCCUGAGCUUAAGGAUGAAAAUUGGGAACGCUUCCUGCCAAAACUCGUCAACAAAAACAUUUCGAAGAGAAAACAGCCCAGGGUCAAACGAACGAAGGGAGAGUACAACCCGUUCCCCCCAGCCCCACCGAAAUCGAAGAUCGAUACCGAGCUCGAGACUGGGGAGUACUUCCUCAAAGAGGUCGAUAAACGCAAACGUAAGCGGAAGGAACAAGCCUAGGGCUCGCGAAUAUCCGACUUUCCCCCAGGGAGAUCCAGGGAAGCUGCAGCGCGGGCACGAAUCGGGGGAGAAUCGGAAUAUUUCAGUGCUCUUCCAUGGCCAUCGACGAACGGGAUUGAUACAGAAGUUCGC